Molecule: messenger RNA, 5027 nt
Organism: Rhopalosiphum padi (bird cherry-oat aphid)
Lineage: Eukaryota; Metazoa; Arthropoda; Insecta; Hemiptera; Aphididae
Product: leucine-rich repeat-containing protein 24
Exons: 4
Coding region: 610-2484 (624 amino acids)
Molecular function (GO): protein binding
Source: RefSeq, a predicted model, not a curated record
UUCGCCGGGUCCUCGCCAGUCAGCAACACUUCGUGCGCUGUUUUCAGUGAUCGUGUUCGUCGAAUUAUUUUAACAAACACACAUAAUACGUACAUGAUAAACGAUUUUUUUUUUUUUACGUACUUACUCGUUUUUUUCGGAUAAAAUCGUAUCGACGGAGUUGAGUGUUUUACCACGAAAAAUACUAUUUGAAAGCGGUGUUCGAUAUUAUUAUUAAUUUUAUUUUAUAGUCAACUAACUCUCAGGCGGAGCUGUGAAAUCGUUUUGUGUAGUGCAUUUUUGUGGUUGUUCAUUUUAAUUUUGAUUUUUACCGCGUGGAAGAAUAAUCAAAUACAAUUUCAACAUAAGAACGUGUUCAGACAAGGUCAGCUACGUUAAUGUAACCGUACCCUCAUAUUAAACGUCAAGUUAUCCAUCAAUUUUCACAAAAAAAAAAAAAUUAAAUUGCUUACACCCACAUAAACGCUCAGCAGGUGCGGUUCAGUGCUAAUUAAACCAGAACGAACAAAUGUGAGACCAUAUUUUGUGUUUUAUAUGCGUGCAUUUGAAAACUUGGAGGACUCUAUGUGGCAACACGUACUAAAGAUAAGAUGACCAAAUGCGUGGACAAUGCCCGGUGGCCAGCCAGUGCAGCUGAUCGUCAUGGUGUUGGUGUAUUGUGGAACAAUAUUUGCAGAUUGGGCCGAUUGUCCAACCCCUUGUCAAUGCAAGUGGAGUUCGGGGAAAAAAACAGCAUUAUGCAAAGAUGCCGAUUUUACCGAUAUACCUUUAUCGCUCAAUCCAGAUAUGCAGGUACUUGAUUUGAGCUCUAAUAACAUACGCCACUUACCGGAGGACGCGUUUAAAAAAGUAGGACUCCUAAAUCUGCAACGAGUAUUUUUACGCGGUUGCGGAAUACGGAAUGUCCAUAAAGACGCGUUCAGAGAACUGAAAAUACUUAUAGAACUAGAUCUUAGUGAUAACUUGAUUGGUUCAUUGCAUCAAGAGACAUUUCUGGGUAAUGAACGACUUCGUGUACUCUAUUUGAAUGGAAAUCCAUUAACUGAAAUUAAAGAAGUUCAAUUUCCCGUAUUACAGCAUCUCCGAACUCUAGAAUUACAACACUGUCAAAUCAAGCGAAUUCAUAGAGAUGCUUUCUUGCACUUGUCCUCGUUGGAAUCGUUAAAUUUAAACGGAAACCUAUUAAAAUGGUUAUCAGAAACUGUAUUUUUGCCGAUAUCAAAAUUAAAAACAUUAUCUUUGGACGGGAACCCGUGGGUGUGCGAUUGCCGUCUAAGAAGUUUUCGAAACUGGUUUGUUACGUCAAAUUUAUAUUCACACCCGUUGUCAUGUAUUGAACCGAAUAUAUUGUCGGGCAGUCGGUGGGAGAAUAUCAAACCACUAGAGUUUGCAUGUCCACCAGUAGUCAAGAUUGAUAGAAACAGUGUGUUAGAAGAUGCCGGUAAUAUUACUUUUACAUGUAAAGUGACCGGAGAUCCUGAGCCAGAAGUCAACUGGUAUUUCAAUGGACAUAGUAUAGACAACUAUACGGAUCGAAUGGAUGAAAAUCGUACGUGGUUAGAUAACAAUCGAAUGUGGAGUGCCCUUCACAUAUUAAAUGUUUCAGACGUAGUGGCUGGCGAAUUUACAUGCGAAGCUCGGAAUUCACGUGGACAAAUGUCAGCCAAUGUAUCAUUAGCUUUACCAGAAGUAGCAGUUGCUACGACAUUAAGCAAAUCUAAAUCCAUGUACUUGGUUAUUGUUUGUGUAGCCGCUAGUGCAACGGUUUUAUUAUUUUUGAUAGGCUUGACAUGUUGCGUAUGUCAAGUAAAAAAAUCUGGAGGACGGCGCGAUAGUAAGACAAAUUUUAAAGGAAGUACUAGUUUUAGCGAUGCGGACAAACGACUACUCGACGCAAGCAUAUCGACCACACAAGCCGGGAGCUGUGAAAUGCUUGGCGGAUCUUCUUGCCAGGACUUGGAGCUCAUUGAACAGUCAUUACAAAAUAUCCCAUUGGCCUCCGUCUGCGAUCAACAACCGGUUCACAUAACUAUUGAAAGUCAUGAUCCCAAUUCUAGUUUGUCAUUGUACCCACCACCACCAGAAUUUUCCACUAGUAUUCUGCCGUCAGUCAGUGGUUUUGGAAAUAUAUUUAUUUCAGUAUCAGUGAGUCAAGAACCACCAGACCCUGAAUCUAGGUAUCCAGACUUACUUGACAUGAAACACAGACAAAAACAAAGCGUUAGUGUUGGUACUAGCUCAACCCAUCAUCUUCCACCAGCUUCGUCAUAUUACGCCACUAUGCCGAGGAAAAAACGAUUGAUAGACCACCAAUCCAUCAAAUCGGUAAUGCCACAUUACGAUAACAUGGGUCCUAGAAUUACAGCAACGGGAAGUUGUACGAACUUGUCAUCUCUUUCUAAUAGUGGUGAAUCUUCCGACGAUAUACCGCCACCACCACCGCCACCUUUAUGUACUGGACACACUGACUACGUGGCUCUAUAAUCAAAUAAUUAUAAUUUAUGUAUCUGUGAAAAAUCAUUCUUUGGAGUAUAAAUAGAUAAAUAUUUUAAGGAAUACAUAUUUAAUAUGUAUGAUUUCAAUAUUGUUUACAAUAUUAUACACUAUAUUCACACAAAAAUAAAAGAAAAAAACCAUAAUUUAUGUAAAAUGUUUGAAACAAAAUAACAUUUGGAAUCUGUACAGAAAGCUAAAUACAAUUUAAAAGAAGGUAUUGUUACUAUUGACGUUUAAACAGAACAUUGAAAGCUUAAGUCGUAUUAUCCGUCAUCAAUCACAUGGCAUUUAUUAUGGGGGCAGUAUUAUUAAUAAAAUACUAAAAUAGUAUUAUAGAGGAAAACCUGAAUACAAUAAAUAAUAAUGAGAAAUAGAAAGAAAAAAGUAAUCAUUGUAUAAAUGAAAGUUUGGUCCUGUUACUAUUUGUUUGUUCGUUUAUAUGUUUUUUUUACGAAGUCAGUAGGUUAAACUUGACAAUCUAUAGUUUUAAUACUUAAACGAUAAGUAUUUUAUGUUAAAAUUGGAAUCAAAAAUCUUAUUUUCUAAUUAAUCAUGGUUUUAUUAUCGCUUUCUAUACAUAAAAAAAAUAUAUACAUUUUUUCAUGAAAAUAUAUAAAUAUAUUGUAUUUCUGUUUAAUUAUUAUAGUAUUAGGUUGUAAUUUGAUUAAUUGUUGAGUUUAAAAUUAUUUAUGAACAUAAAUUCCUGAAAUCUCAUUAAGUUAUCAGCUUAAUUAAUAACUUUUAUAUGAUGAAUGUAAAUUAUUAAUAACUAAUAUUCAUCAUUAAAAUUUGAAAUAAUUAUUUAAUUAAAUAAAUCUAAUUUUAUAAUCCGUGAAUUUUUUUCUAUAACUCUCCAUAUUAAUUUAUAAUAAAACAACACAUUAUAGAACAUAAAAUGUAUAAGACACAAUUUAAUUUUCAUGACAUGGCGAAGAUUACAAUAAAAUAAUAUAAAAAUUAUAUCAGAUAACAUUAUUAAUUUAACAUAAAAGUUAUAUUAAUAAAGAUCGGUAACUAAUGUAACGUAUAAACAACAUUUUUAAAACGUCAUUGUCCUCAGUUAAUUUAAACAUCGUAAUGUUUACCUUUACCUUUUAGAUCACGAUAAGUAACAAAAAUUAAGUUGAUAAUAUUAUAAUAUUAUAAAUGUUAAUAUUUCUUGUUACACCUCUAUUAAAUUAUAAAAGUUGUAUAAUAGUCUGUAUUAUUGCCCGUUGAUUUUUAAAAAAAAUUGUUUUUGUUUAAUGAGAACAUUUAUAUUUAAUUUUAAAAUAAGACGAUUAGACAAUAAAUAUAACAAUUAUAUGCAUCCAUCUAACUUUGUACUAUUUUUAACUAUAAAUUAAAAAAGUAAGAUUGAUGUGAAAAAAAUCAUCACACCAUAUCGAUCGGUAUCUAUCUAUUUACCCUCUAACUUAAAAAAAUCUCAGAGAUAGUGAAAUCCGAAAUUCGUAUUAUUUAAUUUAAACUAUAUUUUUUACACAUAUCAUUUUAAUUAAUUAUGUUUUAUUACUUUCUUAUAUAAUUUAAAAAUGUAUUUAUAAUUUUUUUUUUAUUUUUUAAGAGAAGUAAUUAAAAAUUAAAAAAAAAAAUGUUAAAUGUAGGUUUUGGCAUAUCAUGUUAUUGUAGUAGGUAUAUCUAUUUAGUACGCAUAAAAUAUUAAUAUAAGAUCCAUUAAAAAUCAAAUUUUACUAAAUAACAUAAAAAUAAUAUCCUUAAUAAUUUCAAAAAAAUUUUUAAUUUUUUGAUUAAUAGUGAUUGUCUAUAAUACUAAUACAUCUCCAUAUAUAAUGUCCAUUAAAAUUAAAUAUAAAAACUAUAAUUAUUUUCAUAAUGAUGGUAGGCCUUGUUAAGUUACACAACAGUAAUUAUAUAAUUGCUUAAAUGUUGAUAUGAACAAUUUUAUCAACUUCAUAUAAAAAUGAAUUAUGAUGAAGUACAAUAUUAUUUAAUUACCCACAUGAAAAAAUAAAAAAUAAACAAACAUUGAAAUACCCAAAUAAAUUUUUGAAUUUGAAAUUUUAAAAUAUUAUUUUUUCUUGUAUUUUAUUUGCAUUUAUUUAGGUAUUUCAAUAUUAUUCUUCAAACAGAAAAUAUCAAUUUUUUUUUAAAUUAUGGCUUUUGUAGGUUGUGACCAGUAGAUAAAUAAUAUUGAAAUCCUGUGUUGUAAACGUGACAAUGUAGCUUAUGAAUGCAUAAUGCAUAUAGACGGACCUACAGGAUAUAAAACUGUCUUUUAUUAUUAAAAAAAAUAAUUAUUAUUGUAAAAAUAAAUAAUAAAUGUAAUAAUUUUUAAGGUAUUUUAUUUAUAAUGUUUAUAUUAAGUUUUGUUUGCUUUCGACACUACAAGUAUUCUUUUAUCUCCUUUGUGAACGUGUCACAAAAAAAAAAAAAUGUAUUAUUCUAUAGUUGUGAAUAAAUAUGAAAUUUUUUGUCUGCUUUGAAAUAAUUAUAAAUAUUUAUACGUAUACAAUAUACUUAUAUAUAUAUGCGUAAGUAUGUAUGUAUAUAAAUAUAAUACAUUUAUGUUC